This is a messenger RNA of Nematostella vectensis (starlet sea anemone), 2002 nucleotides long. RefSeq names its product LYR motif-containing protein 2. The coding region runs from base 128 to 388 and encodes 86 amino acids. NCBI's taxonomy places the organism in Eukaryota, Metazoa, Cnidaria, Anthozoa, Actiniaria, Edwardsiidae. Gene Ontology annotation, cellular component: mitochondrion. The record is from RefSeq and is a predicted model, not a curated record. The transcript has 3 exons.
AUCCUUAAAACAUCUCGGAAAAAAGUCAUAUUUUUUGCUUUUCUUUGAUUUUUACUUUUUUGUAAUAAUUUCUGUAUUCCACGGUCGUUUUUUUUAGUGGGAUACCUGUGUCGACAUUGGAUUCAAAAUGGCCGCGCGCUUGCCGACAAAAGCGCUCUCACUAAAACAGUUCAUGGUGAGGCGACAAGUCUUGGGUCUUUAUCGUGACCUUAUGAAAGCUCUCAAUAAAAUCCCUGACAAAAACCAUCAGAAAGAGUUGAAAGAAUGGACAAGAGAAGAAUUCAAACAGAACAAGACAGAAACAGACCCAGCUGCUAUCCAAUUCAUGAUUACUAGAGGACAACAGGCAUUGAGAGAAAUUGCAAGCACUAUCUCCCUAGCCAAGUAACACAACUCUUUAUCUAAUGUUGGGCAAGGUAACAAAUGGAAAGGAUUUUCUCAAAGGUGAGGAUGGUGUGCGACCUAGGUAUCCUUGGAAAUGAUGUGAGUCUUGUCAGUUUUCCCUGGCUGUGUAUAGUACAGCAAACGAAGACAAUGAACCUCUACCAUUGGAGAGCAGAGCAAUGAUGGCAAAUCAAAUGUGUGACAUGGAGAUGUUGAGGAUUCAGCUUCUUUGAGCAGUAUUGCCCACGUUUGCUGUGGGAAAGGGUAGUAUUUUACUAAUAAGAAGUAACCAAACAUUUUAGCAGCCAAGGGGCUUGCAUCCUUUACACCUACCUUACAUGCCAGGCCUUAGCUGAGAAACAUAACUCAAACAAAAGCUGGGCAAUGUGAAUGCUGAAGAGAUGCAGCCGCCAAAAGAGGGUAUGGCACUUGUGAUGAUGAAUGUCUUAUAUUAUGUAAUUAUGCACAGUAUUAUUUGCUGAGUUGAUCACUGCAAGCAAGGGAAACGGCAAAGCAGAGCAGUAAUUCCAGAUGAAGUUGCUGGAAACAUGGAAAUGAAUAAUGAAUGAUAAUGUUGGAUAAAGAGCUGUAAUGUGGAGCUAGUGACUUACCCUGACUUCCUUGUUUUCAAACAAAAGGAGCUGGUAGUAACAGCAGCUCAAGACGAUAUAGAGUAUACCAGAAUACCCCUUAAGUAAAAAAUUGCCCCCAUCUUAACCAAUCAGAUUACGAUCUGGAUAAUGACUACUUGAGCCCAUCAAAAAUUGCCCAUUGUCAUUACCAAGAUGCAGGACAAAAAUUGCUUCCAGCUCAGAAAGUUGCCCCAUUCUAAGACAGGUGCACCAAUUCUAGUGAUUCUCAACUUCGUAAGUGUUCAAUUUUUGAUCUUACACAUUUCCCUUAGUUAGAUAAAGAUAACUUUGGGCUUUUAAAAAUCGGCAUUGGAAACAAUUUCAAAAUAAGAUUUCUGUGAUAAACACAAUGGCAAAUUGAGGCAAGAUGUAGUUUUUUUCUUUUCAGUAGAAUGACAUAACCUUCCAGUUGACUUUUAAUUCAGCAAAACAACCAAGUACCAAUAUGAUAUUUAUGCAUCAAAUAGACUAUUUUCAGCCAAGUAAGCAUAAUUUUCUGUGAGAUUUUUCUAUUUGAGUGUUUUUCAUGUUGCUUGUUUAAACAUGGCACAGGCCACACAUUUUGGGACAUUGCUUGCGAACUGCUUCAUAGGUUUCACAGGAAUCCUCAAAUCCAAUGCACUCUGGACCAUCCUCGCAUGCUGGAAUAGAACAGAUUCUUGUUGUAUUCAAAUAUGCACCUAUCAAUGUUAAGGCCAGUGGGUGGGGGGAGGUGCGGAAGGGGUGGGGAUUUAAAUAGUUUAACUGGCCAGCAGGUAGUGAUGUUGAUGUUCAUGUUUAUCCUGUGGGAGAGGUUUAUUGAAAUAAUCUUUUCCCAGGGUAGGGACUACUCAUUUGACCCUUGUACUGUUUUCAUUGAGUGUGGUUCACACUGCGGAUGCUUGAUUGUUUCUUAACUUUAUUUGUUAUGUUUGGAUAUGCGAAUGUUUGCCAACUCAGUGUUUUAGGCACUAUUCAGCGCAUUAAUAAAAAGGAAUACAGUGCUA